Molecule: messenger RNA, 4812 nt
Organism: Naegleria lovaniensis
Lineage: Eukaryota; Heterolobosea; Eutetramitea; Acrasida; Naegleriidae
Exons: 2
Coding region: 1-4812 (1603 amino acids)
Biological process (GO): intracellular signal transduction; phosphatidylinositol dephosphorylation
Cellular component (GO): intracellular membrane-bounded organelle
Molecular function (GO): phosphatidylinositol-3,5-bisphosphate 5-phosphatase activity
Source: RefSeq, a predicted model, not a curated record
AUGCUUCGCACCACAACAGCCACCACCACUCGGGAUCAUCAACCCGAGGAAGCAAUUCUCACAUCUCUCUAUCAAUACACACCCAAUAAUAAUAAUACAGCUGGAUCCAAUACUGAUGCACAAACAGGUGGUGAUGAUGUUCCGCAAUUUGACCAUCAUGAAAAUGGAAUUACCGCAAGACACUACAACAACACACACGAUCAUCUCCAUUCAAAAGAAUCAAUCUUUGAUCCAUCACUCGAAUGUGAAUAUAAACAAUUACGAUAUAAUUUCGGACAAUAUUGUCACUUCACUUUAUAUGAAUCUUACAAUAGAUUUUACUUGGUUGGAUGUGAUAGCUCAAAAACCAAAUAUAAAUUAUUAAAGAUUGAUAAAAUACCAAGUGGUAGCACAACGACAGAGUGUGAAAUUACAGAUUACUUUAACGAAGAUGCAGGAGAAUACACCCUAAAUCAAAUCAAUGACUUGUUGCACAUGGUCAAAUUAGCCAUGAAAAGUAUUCAACAAGAUUUAAAAUUACAUACGAAUCAUAUUUAUGGAAUUUUAGGUUUCGUCGAAUUGAAAUUAAAUUAUUAUAUGGUAAUUAUCACGGGUAGAGAAAAAGUUGGAACCAUUGGAAAUGCAAGUGUUUACGAAAUCAAGGACACGAAAUUAGUACACUUGAGCGUAAGCAAAACAGUACUCAAACAAGACUAUCUCAUUGAAGAAAAGUACAAGGAACUAUUCAAUGGUAUUAACUUGCAUCAAGAUUUUUACUUUAGUUAUCAAUACGAUCUUUCCAAAACAUUACAACAAAACUGUAAACCUGUAGUUGUAGGAAUUGAAGAAGAAGUGAACUCUACCUCUCACAGUGACAUGUUUGUUUGGAAUAGUCACUUGAUGGAGCCUAUGAAACGUGCCAAUCUUGUGAAAUGGAUGUGUCCCUGUAUUCAUGGCCACUUUUUGCAAUCUAAAAUUUCCAUGUCUUUGUCAGAUUAUGAAAAGAGAUCCAAUUCAUCAUCCUCCCCAAGGAAUCGAACUCCAACAUUUAGACAUAGUCCAGCAAAAGCAACUUCCUCACAUGAUGAUUUAAAAUCUUCUCCCCGAACUGGAAAUAGCAACAUUUCCAUCGUUCUCACAGUCAUUGCAAGAAGAAGUAGAUUUUAUGCAGGAACAAGAUAUUUGAAAAGAGGUAUCAGUGAGUCUGGUCAUGUCGCUAAUCAUGUUGAAAUUGAGCAAAUUGUUUAUGAGAGUAAUCAUCACUUGUUUAAACAUCAAUCACAAGGAGCAUUUAGUAGUUUUGUUCAAGUGCGAGGAAGUAUUCCAUUACAUUGGUCUCAAUCCACAGCUACAACAACAACCAUGACCACAACCACAACUAUUGUGGAUGAAAAUGAUCAAAAGAAUACCACAACCACAACAACCAAAGCAUCCACAUCCAACUUGUUAUCAAAACCCAAUAUCAUUAUUACCAAGUUUGAUCCUCUCUAUGAAACAACUUUAAAACAUUUUGAUAUGUUGAUUGAGAGACAUGAAGGAGUUCCAAUCAUGUGUUUGGAUCUUGUCAAAAUGAAGGAAAAGAAACCUCGUGAAAUGAUUCUAGGUGAAAAAUUCAAAAACUCUAUCGAAUUUCUCAAUAAGAAUAUUUAUAACAAGACCUAUAGAUCCAUCCAUCAGAAACACAACUCUAGAGAUGAAUCUGCUAUUGAAUACAUUCCAUUUGAUUUUAGAACAGCAAUUAAGGAUAAACCAGAGAAGGCCCUUAAUGAGCUUCAUGCCAUUGCUGAAAAUCAUGUAAGAAAAUGUAAAUUCUUUGUAACUUCGAGAUAUGGAAAAGUCAUUCAAAAGCAACAAGGAAUAUUACGAACCAACUGUAUCGAUUGUUUGGAUAGAACCGGUGUGGCUCAAUAUAUUAUUGCAAAAUAUGUACUUGGAGAACAACUUUGUGCAUUGGGAAUUAUUGAAUCUCCACAUUUAGUGCAUCAUGGUCAAUUAAUUUUAAUUCUUCUACAAAUGUAUGAACAAGUGAGUGAUCAUAUAGCUAUUCAGUACAGUGGUAGUAAAACUGUGAGUGUAGAUAUUCACAACAGAGGAGGGGUGUUGGCUGAUCUCAUGACCAAUAUGAAAAGAUAUUAUAGCAGUAAUUUCAAAGACGAAUGGAAGCAACAUGCCAUUAAUAUCUUCCUUGGUAAUUUUAAACCAAGUUUUCACAUUCGACUGUUUGGUGCGCAUUUGUGGGAUUUAGAAAGCGGUGAUAUUUAUCUUCAUAAUGAAAAUGAAAGAAAAUCACUCUUGAUGGAUCUGGAUGAAGAAGAAGAAGAGGACCAAGAGGAAGAUGUUCAAAAUACAUAUUUUGAUGAGAUGUAUAAUCCAAGACAAGUUACAAAUUUGUUGGACGAUGAAAAUCUUGAUCAACUCUCUCUCACCAUUAAUUCUGAAGUGGAAGAAGACAUACCUGAUAAGAGAGUUCAAUCUGAAGAGUCUAAAAAAAACCUAUCUCCCAAUCUCAAUAAGAAAGACUCUCCAGAGAAGGAUAUGGUAAAAUUAUCUUCUUCACCUAAUCAAACACCAGAACAAACUGCAAGUUUAUUUAAAACGAUCAUGAAUUCUAUGAAAUUAACGCCAGCCCACGACACCAAAUUUCCAACAUUGACAGUUCUUCCACAAGGUGAAAUAUUACGGUCACUUGAAGGUAGAAUGAGUAAUGAACACACAAACAUGUCACAAGAAAUAUUGAGAGAUUUUUAUGACAAGGAUGCUAACUCCAUCUACAAUAACGUUACAAAUACGAGAUAUAUUGAAAGAAAUAUUAUUCAAAACUAUGAUAUGGAUAUUUAUACCAACUAUACAAGCGAAUUCAACAAUGAAUUAAUCGAGGAGCGUAAUAUGAGUAGCUUAUCUAUGGGAAGAUCUAAUGAGUAUAAUCAAUAUAUUUCCCAAUACUUUAAAGAUAACAUAUUUGAUGACAAGAAUGAUUUCAAUUCACUUGCUGUAUCUCUCCAUAAUCAAACUCUCUAUGGACAAUACACCAAAUACCAACACGACAUUUCAUUUUUCGGUAGAAAGGAGGUUUCAAAAAUUAAAACUUACAAGCAACUAGUUUCAAAUGAAAAGAAAACCAAAAGCUCAAUCAUAGAAGGUCCCUUAUCGGAUCUCUCAUCUCUUUCACUUCUGUAUAGAGAUGACGUGUAUGUACUAAACAAGAUGAAGAAGUUCUUUCCUUUGGCGUGUGAAGUGACUCAGCUUGUUUCUCACCUUCACUAUGUAGUUUCAUAUUUGAAGCAUAAUUUAACACUAUUGGAUCGAGUUCGAUAUCCAAAACAAAAUGAUUAUUCCACUUCACUCUAUCAACUGCUAAAAGGAAAAAUUUAUAGGAAAUGUUUUGAAGCAAAAGAAGCAAUUGAUUUACUGAUUUCUUUUAAUGACAAUUGUUCUAAUUCAGAUUUACAAAAACCCAUGAUUUUGGUAAAUGUUGAGAAUAGGAAACAAGCUGUGGAAUUUUUUGAAACACUGUUGGAAUGUAACGUGAUUCAUCAUGUGAAUUAUGGAAUUUCUUUCAUGGAUGGAUAUUAUUUAUAUAGAUUCAGCAGCGAUAAUCCUGUUCGAGUUUUGAACAUGAGCUUGCCACUCAGUGACGUCUUUCAUCAUUUAGAAUCCAUUGAAAGCAUUCGUACAAAAUGUGAACCAAAUCAAGUACUAUACAAACUCAUGGAAUAUCUCAGGCAAAUGUAUCAAGAAAUAUUCCCUAAAUAUGACAGAUUCAAUUUCAGAUGCAAUUCGUUCUUCAAAACGCUCGCACAACAUUCUAGAAAAAUUGUGUGUACCAAUUCAGUGUAUGUCACUCGACUACUUCCAUUAUGUCACGAAUUAUCUCGAAUUGAUUUAUCAUCCCUCAUUGAUGUUCAUGAAGAAAAGAAUGAGAGAAUACGAUUCAAAACAUUCUUUUUGAAUCUCUUCCUUACCUUGUUCUAUCAUUCACUCUUAAUCAUGGGAUCAAGUAGCAAGUAUAGAAUUAUUGGAAAUAAUGCCACCUAUAUAUUUUACAAUAGAAUGGCUUACAAUGUGGAUGGAUUGAUAUUCUCUCUUUCUGACAUUAGAGAUGGCAUACUGAGAGGUAAUAAGAGAUAUGCCAAUGGUAUUGUUACAGAUCCUGUUUCUAAUUCUAAUAACAGCAAUGAACCACCUCCAGUUGGAUAUUGCAAUAGAAUUUUACUUCCACCCUUCCCAAUGAAAAAUUCUCAAGUAUUGAAUUAUCACCAACCAUUAUUAACGAGCACUACUGAAUUUGGUAAUGAUGAAAGCAUGGAGCACUCAACAAAUUCUGAAACAACCUUUGACAGAAGAUCUCGUUUUCUUUCAUUCUAUGCCAAUCAUGUGGAUUUAAGACUAUUAUUUGUGAUUCAUCGUUAUGCUGAAUUAUUAUGGAAUGAAAAGUCUCAAAUCUCCAUUCUUCCAAAUUCACAACAAGUGAAAAAUAUGAGAAUGAGAAAUUGUUGUACUCUACUGCCAUACAUUACACCUGAAAAUUUUGAAUCCUUUGUGAGAAAGGAAACUGAGCUCUUCCUUUUACAACAUAUCAAAAUUAUGAGUGAUUUUAGUACGUCGACAGCAUCACAAACUUCCAAUCUCAUCAUUCUUCCUAGAAUAUUUAGAACUUAUCGAGAGAGUUUUGGUUACACUCUUCAAGAUAUUUCUCGUAAUUUAAUAGAAAAGUGCAUGAAUUAUCAAUCCGAGAAUGAACCUCAUUCCAAAGCGUUUAACAUGUUGAGAGAACAAUUAAGGCAUGUUCACAAAAAUUCACACAUCUAUACAGUGAAAGAAGAGGAAAUUUAA